This is a messenger RNA of Soboliphyme baturini, 546 nucleotides long. Lineage: Eukaryota; Metazoa; Nematoda; Enoplea; Dioctophymatida; Soboliphymatidae. The record is from the annotation of a GenBank genome assembly.
AUGCCGCCAUCGUACAAGCAACUUCCCCUACCGCCACUAGAAUCUAUGCGUUUUUGCAGACCUUUGCAGCAAUACGACGGUGCUUGUCCACGAAAUGACCAGCCGGUCCCUCUGAAGACCAGCAUUAAAGCCCAAAAUAAUGCACCUCCUGUUUUAUGCAAUGACAACCAUUUACAUGUGGCUGAAAAUCGCAGUGGUCAUCAAGUGGUCAGCGCGUCAGCACAGAAAUUUGCCGAUCAGUUUGCUGCGAAAAUUCGUGUCAGCAACGGACUGACGACCAACGAUUUGGCCAUCGCUUUAAAUUCUGAUCAAGAAGGCUGGUUGAACAGUUGUCUAACCGGUACAUCUCAGGACCAUGCCGAUAAAAUUUCAAGACAACCCCGCAGAUGUGGCGAGCCAAAAAAGAGUGCAAGACUGACGGGUCUCGUACUUAAAGAAUUGAUCAAGAAAAAAAUCAUCAAGUCAGGCAUCAACGUGCUUCAGUACAAAGAUCCGAUGGUAAAUAACUCUGGACAUAACUAUCGAGAGGGAACAAUGCUAAAGUGA